AUGGAAAACGUGAGGCGACGGAAGCCAAAAUAAUUGCGCGUUCGUGGGAUGCUCUUCACUCAACGGCUUAGAUUUUUCUCAAACAUGGAACGCGUUGCAGCUGAUCUCCCAAGGUUGGUGAUGAUUUUCGGCUGUUCACACACACAUCUCCCUCACUCCACAGACGGUUGAAACCAAGGAAGAAAGAGACACAGCAUUGGAUUUCAUUACAAUCCAAUUUUGACCCUCCUUCUUCUACUUCUUCGUCUUCCAAUAUUGAUUCUUGGAUUUCUCAGAUGUCUUCCAACAUCUUUGAAGUUGUGUAACAUCGCUUCUCUCUCUCUCUCUCUCUCUCUCUCUCCCCACACCCCUCCAGUUGACUUCAUUUUCACCAAUAGCAUGGUCUAGUUCUUGGUUUAUUUGUUCCAGUGGAAAUUGCUUGUCCUUGUGUUUUAUCUUAAUGUCUCUUGUCAAUUUGCUUUUGUGAUUCUUUCCUUUCAUUUAUGAUGCCUUUCAGAUGUGAUGUGGAAUUCCUAUGGCAGUAGUUGUCUUGCUUAGUCCAGAAGAGUUUUAUUUUUGUACACUGAAUUGGUCAAACCAACUUGAUGGGAGCUAAGUUGAGCCUAAACAUUUUUGGGGCUAGAGUUGGUGGUCCCGAUGACUUUGUUCCCGUUGAAACUUGCAAAAAGCAAAAAUUGAUGUCAAACUAUUGGGAGGAAAACCAGAGACUGAUUUCCAGCCUUCCUGAUGAAAUUUCUAUCCAGAUUCUAGCUAGAGUUCCCAGGAUACAUUACUUGAGACUCAAGUUGGUCUCUCGAGCAUGGAAACAUGCUAUUACAAGCAAUCAGCUCUUCCAUCUCCGACAGGAACUUGGAACGGCUGAGGAAUGGCUGUACAUACUGACAAAGGUUAAGGAUGGAAAACUUGUGUGGUAUGCUAUGGAUCCGCAGGCUAGACGAUGGCAGAAGUUGCCCCCAAUGCCUACUGUUUCUAUGGAAGAUGAAUCUAAGAAGGGUUUAACCGGGCAGCGGAUAUGGAAUAUGGCAGGUUCUAGUAUGAGAAUAGCAGAUGCUAUAAUGGCUUGGCUUGGGAGGAAGGAUGCAUUAGAUCAAAUGCCAUUCUGUGGUUGUGCUGUUGGUGCGAUCGAUGGGUGUCUGUAUGUGUUAGGCGGAUUCUCCAGUGCUUCAGCAAUGAGGUGUGUCUGGCGAUACGAUCCUGUUGCAAAUACAUGGAACGAAGCGCACCCUAUGUCAAUUGGUAGAGCAUAUUGUAAAACUACGGUUUUAAACAACAAGCUUUAUGUAGUUGGAGGGGUUACGAGAGGCAAUGGUGGUUUGUCACCCCUACAAUCUGCUGAAGUAUAUGAUCCAAAUUCUGGUGUGUGGUCUGAGAUGCCGAGCAUGCCCUUUGCUAAAGCUCAAGUAUUGCCUACUGCAUUUCUCGCUGAUCUACUUAAGCCAAUUGCAACAGGACUAACAUCAUAUCAGGGCAAGUUGUUUGUGCCUCAAAGUCUAUACUGCUGGCCCUUUUUCGUCGACGUUGGAGGUGAAGUAUAUGACCCAGAUGUGAAUACCUGGGUUGAAAUGCCCAUGGGGAUGGGUGAGGGAUGGCCCGCGAGGCAAGCUGGAACGAAAUUGAGCGUCACGGUCAAUGGGGAACUGUACGCAUUGGAUCCUUCUAGUUCUCUUGACAAUGCCAAGGUCAAGGUAUAUGAUUCCCAAUCUGAUGCCUGGAAAGUUGUGGCAGAAGACAUUCCCAUUCAUGAUUUUUCUGAUUCAGAAUCUCCUUAUUUACUUGCUGGCUUAACCCAGAAACUGCAUGUUAUCACCAAAGAUGCAAAUAACAACAUAACUGUUAUGCAAGCUGGUGUGAGAAAUCACCAUCUGGCUUCCUUCCAAUCUGCAUCUGCAUCGUCAUCGUCGUCGUCAUCGUCAUCUUCACAAGAUAUCUGUUUCCGGGAAUUGCAUGAAUUAGAAGAAGAAUCUGAAAACUUUACAAAGGUGAUAGCCACUAGAACAGUUGGGUCAGCCGAACUGGUCAGUUGCCAGACUCUUGUUAUAUAGCCGUAUAUAGUUUCAGUAUAAUUACUAAUACUCCGAAGGUGGUAGACCCGAAAGUCGUAGAUUUUUUUUUCCUCUCUCUCUCUCUCUCUCUCUCUCUCUCUCUCUCUCUCUUCAUAGCAGCAAAUGUUUUAUGCGGCCGGUAAUGCAAGUCUUAUUGUGUAGUCCCCUCGAUGGUUUAAAGGAUUGAAACUUCAUUUUAAGUGGAUAUAUCAUAUUUGCUAUUUAAGAGACUAUCUGUCUUCCUUAA
This is a messenger RNA of Benincasa hispida (wax gourd), 2289 nucleotides long. Lineage: Eukaryota; Viridiplantae; Streptophyta; Magnoliopsida; Cucurbitales; Cucurbitaceae. The record is from RefSeq and is a predicted model, not a curated record.